Fraxinus pennsylvanica is the source of this 4287-nucleotide messenger RNA. The record is from the annotation of a GenBank genome assembly. Lineage: Eukaryota; Viridiplantae; Streptophyta; Magnoliopsida; Lamiales; Oleaceae.
AUGAAGGAUGUGGAAAUACCGAAGUGGCUUAAAGGAUUGGCAAUGGCACCUGAAUUCCGCCCAACGGACACCGAAUUUGCAGACCCAAUUGCGUAUAUAUCCAAAAUAGAGAAAGAAGCUAGUGCUUUUGGAAUAUGUAAAAUAAUUCCGCCAUUGCCCAAACCUUCAAAAAAGUAUGUUCUUUGUAAUUUGAAUAGGUCCCUUUCCAAGUGCUCGGAACUGGGUUCGGAUCUAAAUCUCAUGUCAAAAACGGAUAAUGCUGAUAGGGGAAAUUGUAAUGGUGGGGUGAGUAGGGCGGUUUUCACUACUAGGCACCAAGAAUUGGGUGGUGAGAAAGGGAAAAGGGUGAAGGGGGUGGGAGGUCAAGUAUCCGGAGCUCAAAAGCAAGUUUGGCAAAGUGGGGAGGUUUAUACAUUGGAGCAAUUUGAAGCAAAGUCGAAGAAUUUUGCUAAGGGUCAGUUUGGGAUGGUGAAAGAGGUGAAUCCAUUAAUCGUAGAGGCAAUGUUCUGGAAAGUGGCUUCUGCUGAGAAGCCAGUUUAUGUAGAGUAUGCAAAUGAUGUGCCUGGUUCAGGGUUUGGUGAACCAGUAGGGUCACUGCGACAUUUUUAUAGGCGUAAGAGGAGGAGGAGGAAGAGGAAGUCCUUCGAUCGGAAUAAUUUAGGGAGCUCUGAUAGCAAGGAUGAUCAAGUAGAUGCAGUGAGCAGUGGUAGGUUAGAUAAAGUUUCAGGUGGCCAGAAAGAUUUUGGUUUAUGUAAAGAGACAGCAUCAAAUUCAUUACCAUCUACGCAGUUGCAUCAAGCCGCAUCUUUUUCUGGGGACAAGGAUUUAAACUGCACAAGUGAGAUGGAAGGUACUUCUGGUUGGAAGCUUUCAAACAGUCCUUGGAAUUUACAAGUAGUAGCACGAUCAUCUGGAUCUUUGACACGUUUUAUGCCAGAUGAUAUCCCUGGUGUUACUUCUCCAAUGGUUUAUGUGGGAAUGCUGUUCAGCUGGUUUGCUUGGCAUGUUGAAGAUCAUGAACUUCACAGCUUGAACUUCCUUCACAUGGGCGCUCCAAAGACUUGGUAUGCAGUGCCAGGAGAUUAUGCAUUCAAUUUUGAAGAGGUCAUUCGUCUUUAUGGUUAUGGAGGAAACACUGACCGUUUAGCUGCUCUCUCUCUCUUGGGUGAGAAGACAACUGUGUUGUCUCCUGAAGUUAUUGUUGAAUCAAACAUCCCAUGUUGCAGGUUGGUGCAAUACCCUGGAGAAUUUGUUGUGACUUUUCCGAGGGCUUACCACAUAGGAUUCAGCCAUGGUUUCAAUUGUGGAGAAGCUGCUAAUUUUGGCACUGCAGAAUGGCUUGCAAUAGCUAAGGAAGCUGCUGUGCGUAGAGCUGCCAUGAAUUAUCUACCCAUGCUUUCCCAUCAGCAACUUUUAUACUUGUUGACCAUGUCCUUCAUUUCAAGAAUACCAAGAUCCUUGCUACCAGGGGUGCGAAGCUCACGCCAUAGAGAUCGUCAGAAGGAAGAAAGAGAAUUGUUAGUAAAGAAAGCCUUUAUCCAAGAUAUCUUGAAUGAAAACACUCUCUUGACUAUUCUUCUUCGGAGAAAUCCCUUGUACCAUGUAGUACUAUGGGACCUGGAAUUGUUGCCAUCUUCAAGUAAAGAAUCUGAAUUCUGCAAUGGUGCAGAUGCUGCAAUAUCAACAUCAAUUGAAAAAGCUUAUCCUGAGGACGAUGAUAAUCAGGAUCAUUUCAGUCAGUUGGAUAACUGUAUAAAUGCAGUUGGUUUUGACCUAGACGAUGAUGACUUGGCAUAUGAUUUUCAUAUUGAUUCUGGAACUUUACCCUGUGUUGCUUGUGGUAUUCUUGGUUUUCCGUUUAUGGCUGUUGUACAACCAUCUGAGGAAGCGUCAAAGACUCUUCUGCUUGAGGAUCAUCGUACCAUUCAAGAUCUAGAAGUUUUCAAACCGGUUGAAUCUCAUUCCCUUUCUGACCUCGAUCACAUGGUUGAGGCCUCUAUUCCAGUGGUUGAAUCAAGCCAACCUAUACAUUCACCAAUUGAGCAAUCUCCUAUCUCUGACCAUUCAUCAUCUCCCAAGUAUGAUGCAGCUUCCUCAAAAGCUAAGACUGCGAUGGGAUGGAACAUUUCUGGUGCAUUUGAAAAACCACGACUGUUCUGCCUGGAGCACGCAAUUGAAACUGAAGGACUGUUGAGUACAAAAGGUGGAGCGAAGGUUCUCGUGAUUUGUCAUUCAGACUUCCAAAAAAUAAAGGCACAUGCUGCAGCCAUAGCGGAGGAGAUUUCCGUACCUUUUAAUUAUAAUGAGAUUCCACUAGGUAGGGCAUCACAGGAAGAUCUAUACUUGGUUGAUGUUGCUAUUGAUAGAGAAGAACAAACUGGAUGCAUAGAAGACUGGACUUCACAAAUGAGUAUCAAUUUACAGCACUGUGUGAAGGUGAAAAAGAAUUUCCCAUCCCAGAAUGUUAAGCAUCUAUUGACUUUGGGUAGGUUGUUCUCCGAUGCAACUACCGAUUUGAAUUCUUCCAGUUUCUAUUGGAAAUCCAGGAAAUUACGCACAAAUCGUAAUCUAAAACACCCAUUGCAAAGAAUAUCUACUGAUGGCCUUAAAAUCAUGAAAGACGAGGAGGAUUCGAGAUCAAAGUUUGAGCAUCAAACGGCUAGGAAAGAGGUUAAAUUCAUCCAAUAUUCAAGAAGAAAAUACAGAUCUCAUAGUUCUGCAGGAGUAAAUGAGGCACCUAAAGACUCUAUUGACCAUGUUCUACAAAAUGUUCCUGCUGGUGAUGAUGUAGAUCAAAAGAAAGAAGCUAAAAGCACUACUAAAAGUAUUAUCGUUGGAGUUGAAAAUAUUGAGCACACUUUUCCAGGGCUGAGUGCUUUAGCUUCUGUGGGACAGUCUGAACACGAAUGCAUAAAUUUUUCACAAACCGGAGGUUGUGAUGAUAAUUCCCUUCCGUUGCAAUGUGCAAAUUCAUUUAGUUCUGCCACACCAGCCAUUGAGAAUGUUGCAGCACAAGCUAUAAUUUGCUCGUCAGAUGGGUUGAUAGUGAAGGAAAAAUUUUGUGAUUCAACAUGGCGUGAUCCCAAGGUGCAGCAUGAAAUCGAGGUAGAAGGAAAAUUUGAGAAAAACAAGAGAUGUUAUUUGGAUAAUUCUGAUUGUUCACCAGCAGCUGAAGCUGGGAGGUGCCAUUCUGGAAAUUUUUCAGGUCCUUCUGCAGUUUCUGCUCAGAGCAACAGCAAAAAAGAAAAUGCCAGGAAGAAACAUAUGGCGAAGGAAACAGACAGUGAGGUAUCGGAUACCUUGAGUUGCGAGGGGCACGACAAAGUUCAGACAGACGCUGAUAUUCAAGACAAAGCUGUUCCUGUGGGACAGCAUGAAAUUCUGACGGUCAGAGAUGAUGAAGUUAAAGCUGUUUCUGGGGGGCAGCAAGAAAUUCAGACAGACAGAGAUAACCAAGAGAAAGCUGUUUCCGAGGGUCAGCAAGAAAUUCAAACAGACAGAGAUGAUCAAAUCAAAGCUGUUUCAAUAGGUACUGGACUAGUAGAAGAAUAUACUUCCACCUCGGUUGAAGAACUCCAUGUAGCAAGUAAUAUACAUGCUGCCAUGGAAUCUUGUGGCGAUGACAGCAAGGAUGCCUCUUCACCUGUGCAGAGAGAGCCGAAUUAUUCCAACUCUACCACCCUGCAAUCUGAACCAAAUUUGAAAAGUGGAAGAAAGAGAAAACGAGAAGUAGACCUGCUAACACAAGAUCAACUGCAUGUUGGUGGCUUCAUAAUAAGUCCUUGUGAAAGCUUGAGGCCAAGGAUCAGAAAAGAUGCAUCUGUCAGUGGAACCGACUGUGAGAAACCUGUAGAGGAGAAGCUGCCGGUGAAGAAGGCGAGGAAGGCUUCAGCUGAUUCUAUCCCUCACAAGGAUAAAAAAGAACACGAAACAAGACCUCACAAGUGUGACUUAGAAGGCUGUCGAAUGAGUUUCAAGACAAAGGCAGAGCUUGUCCUUCACAAACGUAAUCAGUGCCCAGUUGAUGGGUGCAGGAAGAAACUCAGCUCCCACAAAUAUGCAGUACUGCACCAGCGCGUUCAUAAUGAUGAUCGGCCCCUCAAGUGUCCAUGGAAGGGUUGCACUAUGUCAUUUAAGUGGGCUUGGGCGAGAACUGAACAUAUACGAGUGCACACUGGGGAGCGUCCGUAUGUGUGCAAGGUCAAAGACUGUGGCCUUACUUUUAGAUUUGUAUCUGAUUUUAGCAGGCAUAGACGGAAAACCGGACAUCAUGUGAAGUUAAAUUAG